Molecule: messenger RNA, 501 nt
Organism: Meloidogyne enterolobii
Lineage: Eukaryota; Metazoa; Nematoda; Chromadorea; Rhabditida; Meloidogynidae
Source: the annotation of a GenBank genome assembly
UGAAGACAUGUUUUUAUUUUUUGGUGGGAAAGAAGAAAGAAUGGGAAUUAAAAAUAUCGAGUGGAAUGGGAAGAGAUAUGAAAAUAUUAGUUCGCGUAUGGGACAAAGAUUGGAAGGAAAAUAUAGUCGACUAGGAAGUAAACUGGGGAUAGGAGAAUACAAAGCAUUGGUGUUUUUUAUAACGCCAAUGUCUGGUGGGGAAGAGAAGGGAAUGCUAAUUAAAAAUUCGAAUGGGAGAGAAAUGGAAAAAAAAUUAGAAGGGGAAAAAUCGGAAGGAAAUUGAAUGGAAAGAAAAAUAUGUCUUUUCGAUGGGGUUAGGAUAGUAGGAGACAAGCAUUGGUGUUUUUGUAACGCCAAUGUAUAAUGUUUAGUUGAAUUGGAAAAUUGCUAAUAUAUUGGAAAAUAUGAGGGAAUACGGAUUGAAAAAUUAGGAUUGAGUGGAGGGGAAAUGAACCUUGGGAAAGGGAAAUAAAAAUAGGAAGGGUAAGAAUGGAAAUAAUG